Molecule: messenger RNA, 663 nt
Organism: Fonsecaea erecta
Lineage: Eukaryota; Fungi; Ascomycota; Eurotiomycetes; Chaetothyriales; Herpotrichiellaceae
Exons: 3
Coding region: 1-663 (220 amino acids)
Source: RefSeq, a predicted model, not a curated record
AUGACUGUCAGAGACGCCACGGAACAACCCAUUGGUGAAUCCGAAUCAAUAAAUCUUGCGAAGCCAAGCCUACAAGAGUUGGAAGACACUGCACGGCAUGUCAUAGCCACCCUCAAAUCCAUACCAGGAUAUGAAAACCGAAAAAUUGCGAUAAUCGGCGGCAUGGCGCUAUGGAACUUGUUUCCAGAAGGUCGCACGACAGAAGACGUUGACUUCGUUGUGACCGGACAUAACGUUCCCAAGUCAAUCAAAGAGAGACUAGUGACGCUCAAGAAUGGUUCAUUUGGGCAAACGGCGCAGAACUUUUUCUACCGACACCCAAGUGGAAAAGAAAUCCAAAUAGACAUGGUUCCAGAGUUUCAGUGCCGCCACAUUUCUUCCGUUGCCAUGCCUGUGGCUUCAUGGACCGAAAACCACAAACUCCCCUAUGCCUCUGGACUUGACAUUCUGGUCCUGAAAAUAUACUCAUGUGGUCUUCGUGCUGACGAUGCCAAGAAAAAGAAAGAUGCUCAAGAUGCAGCACAACUCUUGAACGCACUUCCCACCGAAGGACCCGUUGCCUUGGACGCUAAUCAAAGGCAACUUGUGCAGGAUGGGCUGGGCGCGAUUCUCAAAGAGACUGGAACUGAUAUGGAAUGGUGGCGGAGAUACCUGGAGUUCUGA